AUGGAAACAAGGCCUUCCCGCGCGCGCCUCCGCCGCACGUUCCGCUACCCCGACGACUCCGACACCCCCUCCGCCCUCGACGAGCAAGCCCAGGAAACCCUCAUCGCAGACCUCGCCGCCCAGAACCAGCAGACAGACGCCUCCUUCGCCGCCGCCCUCCUCGUCCUGCCCGCGCUCUCGGCAGUCCCCUACGUCGCCCUGCUCCUCCGCGGCCCGCCGCACCCCCUCCUCGCCAUCCUGUCGCUCACGUCGCUCCUCUCCACGUGCUACACCCUGUACAAGCUGCCGCCCUCGGAGACGGGCAUCGCGCCGCUGGACGCAUGGAUCCAAAGGGCCGACGUGCCCGCCGCCAGCGAGACGGUCCGCCGGCUGAAGAGGGCCGCCGCCGCCGACAAGUCCCCGCUGGAGGUGUACUUGCCGUACCUGAACUGCGUGCUGGCGAGCCUGCUGGUCGUCAUGGGCUUGGUUGCGGGCAGAGGUCAAGGUGACGCGAGCUUCGCCUGGAUCGGCAUGGGCAAUCUCCCGGCCAUAGUGUACGGCGCCGUCCUGGCGGCAAAGGUUGUCAUGGGCGGCGUCAACCCCGAGAGGGAGUUGACCAGUCUCCGGUAUGCCUUGAAGGGCGCUUGA
Metarhizium album ARSEF 1941 is the source of this 627-nucleotide messenger RNA. RefSeq lists its product as uncharacterized. NCBI's taxonomy places the organism in Eukaryota, Fungi, Ascomycota, Sordariomycetes, Hypocreales, Clavicipitaceae. The record is from RefSeq and is a predicted model, not a curated record. The transcript has 2 exons. Bases 1 to 627 code for a protein of 208 amino acids.